GGAAAUUGUCUCUCCUGCUUCGCCGUAGAAACCAGGAGAAGCGCAGGUUUGAAACUCGAGUCGCAUCGUAUCGUCUUAGGUCGCUGAGGUGGGGGCUGACCAGGCGAUUCCAGAGAGAAAGAUAAGGGGUUCAAACACAGCUGGUCAGGGGUGGGCAACAGCGAAGAUGGACCCGGCCCAGACUACCCCGCUCUCCAUCAGAACCGAGCCUCUGGGUGGGCCCGAGAUCCCUGGAACGCCGUACUCGGUGGCGGUUCUGAAAGAGGGCUACUGCCACCCCCAGCCCGACGGUUCUACGCGAGCGGACGGCACCAUCACCCUCCUCUCCGGGCCCACAGUGGUCCUGGUGGACACCGGGGGCCCCUGGGACCGGGAUCUGCUGCUGGGGCGGCUGGCCGAGCGGGGGCUCGGCCCAGGCGACGUGGGCUGGGUGGUGUGUACCCACGGGCACUCGGACCACGUGGGGAACCUGAGCCUCUUCCCCGGCGCCACGCUGGUCGUGGGCUUUGACAUAUGCCAGGGGGACCGGUAUCUCUGCACGGAGCUGGCGCAGAGGCGGCCACACGCCAUCGACGAGCAUGUGGCGAUAGUGCCCACACCCGGCCACACGGGCAGCGAUGUCAGUGUGCUAGUUCGGGGAACCUCCCUGGGUGUGGUGCUGGUGGCGGGGGACCUGUUCGAGCGCCACGCGGGCGAGGACGGGUGGCGGGAGGUGAGCGAGAACCCGGAACUGCAGGAGCGCAGCCGGCGGGAGGUGCUGGAAGUUGCCGAUGUCAUCAUCCCGGGCCACGGCGCCCCCUUCAGGGUGUACCGAGAACCCCAGCGCUGUUCGGAUGAACUGGACUCGGAGGACACUUCGCGCCCGAAUCACACGGGAGCCGCGUGACACCGCGGGCUGAUUGUCAUCUCAUUGGUAUCUCAAUCCCAGACGAUUAACAUGGCCUGUAAAUAUAACAAGCAAUAGGUUUAUUCCAGGCUGAAAAAAAGAAGAAAGAAAACACAACGUUUCGGCCGUGGAGCCUUCUUCAGGUGUCAAGAAGAAGGUGUCCUGAAGAAGUCUCCAAGGCCAAAACGUGUUCUCUUUCUUCUUUUUUCCAGCAUGGAAUAAACCUAUUACUUUUUCCUUUGCAGCCUACGCAUGCUGACGCAGCUGCCCACCUGAACUACUGUAAAUAUAACGUCAAGCACACUGAUCUAGUUAUUCUUCCUGUCAGACAAACUAACAGCUCAGGUUCAGCUGCUGGUAGAAGCCUUAGCCCUUGAAGGUUUUGUCUCGGCGUGGGCCGCUAUCUUAGAAAACAGUGUGGCUCAUUCCCAUGAUGCUUUGAAGUGUAGAGACUUUCAGAAAGAACAUGAAACCGGAGUCACUGAUAUGUAGCCUGAGGAGAAAGGCUUGAUGGAAUGUAUCAGCGUGGAAAAGCCCUCCAGGUGCUGGAGAGGUGACAGAGUUCUGUUCGGGUUGUGGCCGGGUCAUUCUGGGCUAGAAAUGGCGCACUUUGUGCUGAACAGAAAGGUGACGUAUUGCUGAAUUUGAAUUUGUAAGACCAUGCUGGAAAUGCCAAUGAAUAAUGUUACCUGUUAUUCAGUUUACAAUACAAGUGUUACACAACAGACCUUUUCCACACCUUUUAAUUUAACAGAUAUAAUAUCUGAAACUGCACAAGCAGGUCACUAAUAAAUCUGUGGAAGAAUA
Molecule: messenger RNA, 1693 nt
Organism: Lepisosteus oculatus (spotted gar)
Lineage: Eukaryota; Metazoa; Chordata; Actinopteri; Semionotiformes; Lepisosteidae
Gene: mblac1
Product: metallo-beta-lactamase domain containing 1
Source: RefSeq, a predicted model, not a curated record